AUGCCUCAAUUUUUCCAAGUCCUGCGGGCUGCUACCGUGGCAAGCGCGCUCGCGCUGGUUUUUGCAAAGGCAGCGAUCGCCGUGCCUUUCAAGGACUCCUCUUCCAACCAUUCCAUUCUCGAGGCACGCCAGGGCGACACCGCAACAUGCCCACUCCAAGGCGACACGAAGCUUGUCGGCGAUGGCGAUCCUCAUCAAACUUUCUACCACGAGCAGGUCUCGGACAAACUUGGUUGCGGAGAUGGUGAAUGUGCCAUCACCAGUGAAGAGAGCUGGUCGAUCAGCGUUGGUUUCAGUUCUGAGAUCAGUUCGGCCGAGUGGAUUGCCGGAGGCUUCUCUGUCGAAAAGGAGUACUCCAAGACCCAAGGAUAUUCCUGCUAUGGCGUGGCCGGAGAUGAAGUGUGCUUGUGGCAGAUGGUGCAGCAUACCGAUUACACUGUCCAAAACAUCAAAGUCAAUCCGUGCACACUUGCGGAGUCUGAGCCGGAUGGUGACCCAUUCGUCCUGAGUAGCCCUAACUCGGAACAGGGCAACUACUACUGUGUCCGCAAUGCAUGUCGGGAGAAGGGCGAGGGUCAUUGGGAGGACCGUUCGAAGCCUGGCACGGCAUGA
This is a messenger RNA of Pseudocercospora fijiensis CIRAD86, 612 nucleotides long. RefSeq lists its product as uncharacterized. The record is from RefSeq and is a predicted model, not a curated record. Lineage: Eukaryota; Fungi; Ascomycota; Dothideomycetes; Mycosphaerellales; Mycosphaerellaceae. The transcript is spliced from 3 exons. The coding region runs from base 1 to 612 and encodes 203 amino acids.